Messenger RNA from Xenia sp. Carnegie-2017, 1071 nucleotides. RefSeq lists its product as uncharacterized. The coding region runs from base 1 to 1071 and encodes 356 amino acids. The record is from RefSeq and is a predicted model, not a curated record. Lineage: Eukaryota; Metazoa; Cnidaria; Anthozoa; Malacalcyonacea; Xeniidae. Gene Ontology annotation, biological process: DNA integration. The transcript is spliced from 3 exons. Gene Ontology annotation, molecular function: nucleic acid binding.
AUGCCUGCCGACCCAGAUGAAUAUAUUAAUACAAAUAAUGGUGAGAAUGGUGAAUAUGUUGUACCAACUGUGAAAACUGGUGAGCGUGGACGCCCAGCAUGCUAUAUCACAAAGGAUGAACCUCAUUGUUUGGUCUCAUCAGGGUUCAAUGUAACACAGAUUGCGUCAUUACUAAGUGUUGGAAAACGAACUAUAGAAAGAAGGCAUCACGAGUUCAACAUUUCUUUAAACACUACAUUUUCAUUAAUACGUAAUGAUGAUUUAGACGCUGUUGUUAAAGAUAUUGUCAAUGAAUUUCCAAAUGUGGGUAGCAGACAACUUCAACAUUUCCUAAGAGCAAGAGGAUAUAAUAUCCAACAUCAGCGUGUUAGAGAAGCACUGCGAAGAGUAGAUCCUGAAGGUGUUUUAUUACGAGCUAUCGAAUUGAAUGUCAUUAAAAGGAAACCGUAUAAUGUGAAGUCUCCUUUAUCACUGUGGCACAUCGAUGGUUAUCACAAACUGAUCAGGUGGAGGUUUGUGAUUCGCAGAGGCAUUGAUGGUUUUUCGAGAAAAAUCGUUUACCUGGAAUGCCAUACGAAUAAUCAUGCAAACACAGUUUUGAAUGCGUUUCUUUCUGCUGUCCUUCAUCUUGGACUUCCUUCGCGUGUGAGAUCUGAUAAAGGAGGAGAGAAUGUAGCUGUUGCGCAAUAUUUACUGGAACAUCCUGAACGAGGAAGUGGAAGGGGGAGUAUGAUAAUUGGCAAGAGUGUACGCAACCAGAGAAUAGAAUGUCUUUGGAGAGAUCUCUUUUCUGGUUGUGUCCAUAUGUAUUAUAAUUUGUUUUAUAGCCUAGAAAAGUCUGGUAUACUAAAUCCUGAAGACGACAUCGAUUUGUUUUGCUUACACUAUGUAUAUUUGCUAAGAAUAGCGCUGUCUCUCAAAACCUUUACUCAAGGAUGGAAUUUUCAUGCCAUAAGUACAGAAAGUAAUUUUACUCCAAAUCAGUUAAGGAUAAGUGGUCUUCUUCAAAUAGCUAACAGUAGUAACAGAAUUGCUCAAGAUCUUUGGCAAACAGAUUUACGUAUUUUGUGA